AUGAUUCAAAACAAAACGAUUUCAUGUGAAAAGGGGUCUCUCACUGUCGCGAAAUUAGUAGAGCGAAUUGCUAGCGUUACUAGUUGUGAAUCGCUUGAAUAUGUGGAACUCAGGGGACCUCUACAACUAGAAGUGUGCGAUACUCUCUCUCAACUGACAGAACUCGGGACAUUAGCCGUCAUGGAAGACUGUUCGGAUAGUUUCGCAAAGAAAGCUUUUGAAAUUGUCUCAACAGUUACCACGGAGAUUACAUUGUACCGAAUUCCAUUUGAGAGCAAAGAAGAGUUUCAGACAUUUCUGAAGAGCAAUUUGAACUAUUUGAAGAUUAACUCAGAUUUCUCAAUGUUCACUCUUGAUCACCUUCUAGUCACAAACGCACUCAAACUGAAAUUGAGAGAAGUCAUGUUGAGUGUCACAGAUAUUAGUCAAUUUCUUACAAAGUGGUUUCACAGCAAAUGCAACUCUCGACUAAAACAUCGGUCAUUGUGCACAUUGGGAGGUAUCAAUGAAACGUGUCUUCGGAAGUACUGA
Molecule: messenger RNA, 531 nt
Organism: Caenorhabditis remanei
Lineage: Eukaryota; Metazoa; Nematoda; Chromadorea; Rhabditida; Rhabditidae
Exons: 1
Coding region: 1-531 (176 amino acids)
Source: RefSeq, a predicted model, not a curated record